Cajanus cajan (pigeon pea) is the source of this 1170-nucleotide messenger RNA. RefSeq names its product RING-H2 finger protein ATL32. Gene Ontology annotation, biological process: protein ubiquitination. Gene Ontology annotation, molecular function: transferase activity. Lineage: Eukaryota; Viridiplantae; Streptophyta; Magnoliopsida; Fabales; Fabaceae. The record is from RefSeq and is a predicted model, not a curated record.
AUGUUGAAUUCCUACGUGACCCCUCUGCUUCUCUCCGCUGCCGGCAUAAUUUGCUCCUCUCUAGCCAUAGCAGUGUACCACUGCAUCCUCUUGAGGCACUUCGUUAGGCACCACGCAGCGCAACACAGUGAUGACAGCACAGACACAAGCCACGCCGAGAACAACGUAGGGGUCCAAGAGGAAAUCCUCAACAAAAUCCCGCUUUUCUCAUUCACAACAGAAAAGAGCGAUUGCAUUUAUCAUUUGAAACAAAACGAAUGCUCCAUUUGCCUUGGACAAUGGGAGGAUAGAGAUGUCGUAAGGUUGUUACCAUCUUGUAAACAUGCUUUUCAUAGACAUUGCAUCGAUGCAUGGUUCAUCGACCAUGCCAAUUGCCCCGUUUGCCGCUCACCAAUCACUCGUGAUUUCGAGUUAGCAUCGUUGCCACUAGCUUCAGAAAAUAAUAACGUGGAAAACGAACAAAGGGAAUUGCAUGUGCAUGAUCAGGAUAUUAAUAUUCCACGUGAUCAUCAUUAUCAUCCAUUGGUUAAUGAUGAUGUGAGUGGUUCAGGUUCCACUUCCACCCCAAGAUUUCAACGACCAUGCCGUGCGUUGCUUCACGCGCACUCUCUAUCAUCUCACAUGCGGAGAAAGCCGCGAGGUUUGAUCAUGGGUUUGAAAAGGUCCUUGUCUUUGGAUCAAACGUCGUCGUAUAUUGCAAUUACUGUACAAAGAGAUCUCGGAGAGGCUUCCACCUCUUCUUCUACGAAAGGGGUCAUGACGAGUUUGUGUAACUAUAGAUCAAGAUGGGAUUUAAUGAGAUCCUUCUCGCAGUUUCGGAACAGUAGUGAAAGUGGGAGAUACAAUGGGAUUCUUCCCACUUGAUGAGAUUUGCUUUAAAUAUGGUUAUACACUUUACUUACCAUGAAUCAUGACUGGCCUGAUUAGUGGACAUUUCUUCUCUUCGAACAAAUAAGUUCAAGCACAUAAUUCUCGUAAAUAAUACAGAUUAAAUAUAAAUAUAGCCUUUCGUCGUGUUGAUCUCAAAUAAUAUACUUAUAUCUUCGUUGAAAGUUCUAAUGAAGGACCACCACAAUUAUGGAGUAUUUUCUGACGCAUCGAUCUUUUUGGUGAUCAGAAUUUCUGACACACAUAUUGCACCGGUUAUUGCUUUCUUACUCAUCAUAUCAA